AGUCGCUCCAGCAGAGAUGUUGCUGCUGGCCGCCGCCGGCCUCGUGGCCUUCGUGCUGCUCCUCUACAUGGUGUCGCCGCUCAUCAGCCCCAAGCCCCUCGCGCUGCCCGGCGCGCACGUAGUGGUCACGGGAGGUUCCAGUGGCAUUGGAAAGUGUGUUGCUAUUGAGUGCUACAAACAAGGAGCGUUUAUAACUCUGGUUGCACGAAAUGAGGACAAGCUACUGCAGGCGAAGAAAGAAAUUGAAAAGCACUCUAUUAACGAUAAACAGGUGGUGCUGUGUAUCUCAGUUGAUGUGUCUCAAGACUAUAACCAAGUAGAGAACGUCAUAAAGCAGGCACAGGAGAAGCUGGGUCCUGUGGACAUGCUGGUCAACUGUGCAGGCACCUCUCUGACAGGAAAGUUUGAAGAACUUGAAGUUAGUAGUUUUGAGAAAUUAAUGAGCAUAAAUUACCUGGGCAGUGUGUACCCCAGCAGGGCAGUCAUCACCACCAUGAAGGAGCGCCGGGUGGGCAGGAUUGUGUUCGUGUCCUCUCAGGCAGGACAGCUCGGGCUGUUCGGUUUCACGGCCUACUCUUCGUCCAAGUUUGCCCUAAGAGGAUUGGCGGAAGCUCUGCAGAUGGAGGUGAAGCCUUAUAAUGUGUACGUCACUGUGGCCUACCCACCAGACACCGACACCCCGGGGCUGGCUGAGGAAAACAAAACGAAGCCCCUUGAAACCCGGCUUAUCUCAGAGACCACAGCUGUUUGCAAACCAGAGCAGGUGGCCAAACAAAUUGUCAAAGAUGCCAUACAAGGGAAUUUUAAUAGUUCUAUUGGCUCAGAUGGGUACAUGCUGUCCUCCGUGACCUGCGGGAUGGCUCCGGUGACUUCCAUCACUGAAGGACUCCAGCAGGUGGUCACCAUGGGCCUUUUCCGAACAAUUGCUUUGUUUUACCUUGGAAGUUUUGACAAUAUAGUUCGCCGCUGCAUGGUGCAGAAAGCAAAACCUGAAGUUGUAGACAAAACUGCCUAAUUCUUGCCCCUUGGACGAAAGACUGAAUCCGGUGAUCUGAACAGUGUGCUGCUAAAGGAACCCAAGUGUUGGCCUCCAGA
Grammomys surdaster is the source of this 1095-nucleotide messenger RNA. RefSeq names its product 3-ketodihydrosphingosine reductase (gene Kdsr). The coding region runs from base 17 to 1015 and encodes 332 amino acids. The record is from RefSeq and is a predicted model, not a curated record. The transcript has 10 exons. Gene Ontology annotation, molecular function: 3-dehydrosphinganine reductase activity. Gene Ontology annotation, cellular component: endoplasmic reticulum membrane. Gene Ontology annotation, biological process: sphingolipid biosynthetic process. Lineage: Eukaryota; Metazoa; Chordata; Mammalia; Rodentia; Muridae.